GUAUGCAAAAUGUUCAAUAAGAAACCUUAUUUUUCCCAGCCUUGGGAAAUUAAUGAGAGUGCAAAAGCGGAAUAUCAGGGAAAACAGGUACCAGGUACCAUUCCAAAUAUUCCCCUGGCAUCCCUACGUAUAACAGAGUCAGAUUGCACAUUGCGACCAAGGAAUGAUCAAAAAGGAUUGUUCAGAAAUAAUGGAUACCUGCAAAGGCCUGCUGUUCCACCAACGUCCUCGACCUCGUUUGACUCGCAGAUGCCUCCCAGAGUAGGACACCACCAAGCGGCAUCCCUGGCUUUUACCCCUAAAUUCCAACCGCCAGAGAGAAAUAGCAGAUUACUCACUAGAGAAGAUACUAAGUUUCUUUUCCAGCCCUUGGACAGGCCCACCUCUCACUGCCAGUCUCCAACAGGCCUCCUUAAGCCAAUGCCCAUUUCCUAUUCAGAGUGGAAGAAAAUUCAUGGAGUUUCAGAGGAUACCAAUGCCUCAGUCCAAAUCAACGGAAUCUCUCAUCGCCAAAUGUCCGCGAAAAAAUACAUCUUAGACACUAAAAAACCAGUAACCUAUUCGGACUCCCAUCUGAUGUCUAAUGAUCCAAAACACAGAGAAAGUUUAGAAGAAAAUAACCAACAGAGGCAAAACACUUUGCCAAAUUUUGUGCGCAAACCGAUUGCGACAUUGCCUGGACAUUUGAAUAGCUUGUUUCCGAACGUAUCAGAUACCGGUGUGAGUAGUUUUGACAGGAUUCAAAUGCCACGCCCAACAACCCCGGACGAUGUUUCCUCCAAUAGCUCCUCAAGUGAUCAUACACUGGUAGGGAAUCACAGUCUAACGACAGAGGACACUCUGACUGAGGAGAGAUUGGGGGUGCUGAUUGAUAGCGGAGAAGACUCCUCCUCCUCCUCCCCAGAGACAGUCUCUACAAUUCGCACCUCCAGCAGAGGCCCGUCCUCUAAAGAGAAACUCUUUCACGUCGCCCCUCAAAGCCAGAAAGAGCAAGAUCUGUACCAGAAAAAAUAUAAAACACCAGAGUAUAUUAGAAGUUCCAGUAGUGACACUAGUUCCAGUUCACCAUAUCUUUCAUCUGAGGAGUACAGAGGUACAAGCGCCGCAAGUGUUCAGGAUAACAUGUCGCAUCGUUCAUCAGCCACAUACGACAGUCCACCUCUACCUCCAAUUGCUGACCACAAUGGAAACAGGGGAACCCCAGAAACACCAAGUCAACUGGACAACAUGGAAAGGCAGAUGAUGCACUGGGCAAAAAUCGGGUCCUAUGUAAGAGAGUGUUACCAGAAAAGCAAGAUAUGUGAUGUUCGAUUCUAUGUAGAGAAUGAGGUCCUAUAUGCCCACAGAGCCCCGUUAUGCACUGUUAGCCCAUAUUUUGCAUCGAUGUUCUACGAGAACAAUUUUCUGCAAUCAAAACCCAUUGCCGAGGUCCGACUGAGGGGAAUCGCCAUGCAGUCUCUCAAAAUCUUCAUGGAAUUUGUUUAUGCCGGAAAAUUGGAAAUAACCACACCAACAUUGCUGGAUCUGGUGAGAAUUUCUGGACAGUUUGAAGUCCCCGAAAUAAGGCAAAGAUGCAUCGAUGAAAUCAAUUUUCUUCACGAAGAAGACUUGAUUCAGUUACUGGUUGCCGUGCGGGAGGACCCGAGCCUCGAUUUCACGGAGCCUCUACUGCGCUGUAUUGCAGACAAAUACUUAUCCGUCUGUGUCUCUGAAAGCUUCCUGGAACUGGACGUAGACACUCUGUGCCUGAUUCUCUCAAACGACAGGCUGCUCACUCACUCUGAAAUGGACGUCUUCUGCGCAGGGAUGAAAUGGGUGAACUAUUGUCCGGAGCAGCGAUCACAGCUUCUGGAAAUGGUCAUGAAGUGUGUUCGAUUCCCUCUGAUGACGCAGACAAACUUGUUCGAGUGCCUUGAGAUGUCUAGCAUUCUGAGAACCAACGAGAUAUGCCUGAACAUGAUUCACAAGGCCAACUGGAUAAGAAAUGCCAUGGACCUGAAUAGAGAUGAUCCUCUAAACUUGGACAUACCCCUUCCCAGAGGUUGCUCCUCCAGUGAUCCUAUGAACAGCGAGGUCAAUCACACUAAUAACAACGCGUCUUCUGCCCACUUGAUGGAUAUAUCAUUUGGAAGCGCCAACAGUGAAGAGAACUGCGCCACCAUGAUUGAGUGCAGAGAUAGAAUGGAGCCCUAUUCCACCAACUUCGACCAAAUGCAAUAUGCGAAGGAAUUAGAAGUGAAGAAAAGUGAAAGGAAGAUUUUCAAUCAGUCGUCUUCAACCCGCAUUGAAAAGAACACCAUGAUCGUUGUUGACAAGAUGGUGUACGUGAUAGGACCCAUGACAGCAAUAACAGCUUUUGUCGAAGGAUGGGAUUUUGUGCAAACUUUAGGAGAAGGUGCCUAUGGGGAAGUAAAGCUGGCAGUCAAUUCAGAUACUCAAGAGGCAGUCGCUGUUAAAAUCAUUAACCUAGAGAAAAAUCCUGCAGCAGCUGAGGCUGUUCGAAAAGAAGUCUGUGUACACAAGUUACUCAGUCAUGAAACCAUCAUUAAAUUCUAUGGAUUCCGCAAGGAUGGAAAAAUUCAGUAUCUCUUUCUAGAAUAUGCUAGUGGUGGAGAAUUGUUUGACAGAAUAGAACCAGAUGUUGGAAUGCCACAACAGGACGCAAACAGAUACUUCAAACAACUCAUUAAUGGUGUGGAAUAUUUGCACACGAAAGGAGUUACCCACAGAGAUCUCAAACCAGAAAACCUCCUUUUGGAUGAUUUUGAUAAUCUUAAGAUCUCAGACUUUGGACUCGCUACUGUGUUUCGAUAUCAAGGAAAUACGCGGCAGUUAGAAAAAUGUUGUGGAACAGUCCCUUAUAUCGCUCCAGAAGUGUUGUCAAGGAAACCGUAUGAUGCAGAACCAGCUGAUAUUUGGUCCUGUGCAGUGAUAUUAGUAGCUCUCUUAGCAGGAGAGCUGCCUUGGGAUGAGCCAACGUAUGGUUGUCAGGAGUACUGUGAUUGGAAGGACUGUAAAAUCACCAAAACUCCCUGGAACAAAAUUGACAAUCUGGCAUUGUCAUUACUGAGGAAACUGCUGGUAGAGAACAGGUCCAAAAGGUAUACCAUCAGACAGAUCAGGGAUCACCAGUGGUUCAACAAAAACUUCAACAGAACAGCCCUAGGUCAGCUAAACCGCCUCCCCUCCUCGCCAACCAGCUCUCCCUCAAGUACGGGUCCCUUCAAACGAAUCUGCUCAGGAAAUGAACUCUCACCCCCAUCUCACUCAAAAGAAAGCUUCACCCACAUUUCCUCAUCUCAGCCUGAAUCCAGACAAAGGCUGGGGUCAGAGGGCGAUACCAACUCUCCCCUGGACCCUGUGGACAGACAGUUCUGGUUUUCACAACCUGUACAUCCAGAUCACAUGUUGCUAAGCAGUCAGAUCCAGGGAACACCCGGUUCUUCACAGAAUCCAUGGCAGAAGUUGGUGCGCAGGAUGACAAGAUUUUUUGUUAAACCUGAUAAAGAUGAAACAAAGGAAGAAUUGGAAAAAGUGUUUGAUCUUCUAGGAUACAGAUGGAAAUUCAAUUCUCCAGGAAUGGUUACCAUAACAACUAUGGACAGGAGGAAUAUUCCUUUGGUAUUCAAGGCCUGCUUUUUGGACAUGGGUGAAAAUCUGCUGCUUGAUUUCAGGUUAUCAAAGGGUGAUGGUCUGGAGUUUAAAAGACAUUUUACCAAGAUAAAGAAACAAAUGAAAGCUGUUGUUAGCAAGGUGCCCCCAACUUGGCCUCUUGUACCAUCCCAAGUCUCAUAACUCUGAUGUGCCAUUUUUUCGUUUUAUCUUCCUGUCACAUACCAUUAAUACAUGUAUAUCAAAGUCAUCUAUCAGUUGUUCAAUGUUAAUGAAUUAAAGCCAUUUAUAAUCAUAUAA
Molecule: messenger RNA, 3912 nt
Organism: Magallana angulata
Lineage: Eukaryota; Metazoa; Mollusca; Bivalvia; Ostreida; Ostreidae
Product: kelch-like protein 1
Exons: 18
Coding region: 10-3795 (1261 amino acids)
Biological process (GO): protein phosphorylation; DNA damage checkpoint signaling
Cellular component (GO): nucleus
Molecular function (GO): protein binding; protein serine/threonine kinase activity; ATP binding
Source: RefSeq, a predicted model, not a curated record